AUGGCAGAUGAAGGAACAUCUUCAAAAUCUUCACAUUUAGUUAAAAAACACCAUGAAAAAGCUAAAGCCUGUCACUCUAGACCAAGUUACAGGGAUCCAAGGUGGGAGAAGGCUGUUAAGGUGUAUACCAUAAAUAUGGAAUCGAAAAAUAUUUUAGUCCAGGGAGUGCCUUCAUUAGGAGUCUCUAAGGAUCUUAUGGAUAUCUUUUCUUCAUAUGGCAACAUAGAAUCGUUUAAAAAGCUAGAUGAUUACCCCACUGAAGAAUUCACAGAAGUCUACCUAAUCAAAUAUGCAAGAAUAAACAAUGCUAGGUAUGCAAAAAGAAAGAUGGAUAAUAAAUCAUUUUUUGGAGGUGUGAUACAUGUCUGUUAUGCACCAGAGUUUGAAACGGUAGAUGAAACAAGAGAGAAACUACAGGAACGUCAAAGGGUGGUUGCUAGAAAGAUAAAAGAGCUAUAUGGAAAUAACUUGGAACCAAAGACAGUUUCUCCCCAACAGCCAAAGGUCAUACCAUCAUCAUCCAUGUCCUGUUCUUCAGAUGCUGCUAGCCAAAAUAUUCCUCUAACAAGAAUAUUUUCAUCUGGUACAUGUACAUCAACAAGAACUACUGAAGUAGCUUCAUGCACUACAAAUCAAGCAGAUGAUCUUCUUUGUCAGUCAAAUACAAACUACACUGAGUUUCCAAAUAUACCAAUGCCUAUUUCGGAUAUACCACCUCCUUCCAUUCCAAAUAUACCACCUCCUCCCAUUCCAUUGCACCCUUCCCAAUACCCCCCACCACCUCCUCCCUGGGAGUUACCUAGAGUGCCAUCAGCGAAUGCGACAUUACCUCAUGGCUUCCAGAAUUUGCCAAAUAUAACCCUAAAGUCUUUACAUCAGUGUCCAAGUCAGUUUGAUCCCACCAGUCAACCAGACCAUCUGAACACUGGGGCUUUAUCUGCUUCAAUAUCUCAUCCUUCUACUGGAACUCUAGUAUAUGGACCAUUACCCGCAAGUGAGGAUCCUUUGUGUGAACCGUACCAUGACCAUACAGUCUCAAAACCACAUCGACCAACAGUUCCUUAUGAACAAAACUUAGGUGCUACCAAUAUACAAGCUUCUGCCAUUGAAUGUUCUCAACAUAGUGAUAAUUUGCAGACCAUCGAGGCAUCUGUUGAUAGGACCGUUCUAUCUAUUCGUGAAAAACUGAAAAGGGUUUCUAGUGACUCGACUCUUCAAGGACCGUCAAGAGAGCUUUCCAGGCAAAGAACUGCGAAAAGUCAACCUCAAUCAAAGAAACAGAGAAAGAGAAUUUAAAAGGAUUAAAGUUUCGGCGAUGCACAGUGGUUUACCGAAUCAAAGUCUUGCGAAGUAAACUGAUACGAAAAAAUGAAACUCAAGAAAUUUCAUUCAUUUUCCUUCUCAGAAUUUCUUUAAAGGUGCUGACACAUGGUGCAACAUUGCAUGCAGCAUUGCGUGAAACGGGACUGUUGCAGCGUGU
This is a messenger RNA of Actinia tenebrosa (Australian red waratah sea anemone), 1480 nucleotides long. RefSeq lists its product as uncharacterized. Gene Ontology annotation, cellular component: nucleoplasm. Gene Ontology annotation, molecular function: RNA binding. NCBI's taxonomy places the organism in Eukaryota, Metazoa, Cnidaria, Anthozoa, Actiniaria, Actiniidae. The record is from RefSeq and is a predicted model, not a curated record.